Molecule: messenger RNA, 2403 nt
Organism: Closterium sp. Yama58-4
Lineage: Eukaryota; Viridiplantae; Streptophyta; Zygnematophyceae; Desmidiales; Closteriaceae
Source: the annotation of a GenBank genome assembly
AUGGCGGCUCUUUCCGCGUCUUCCGCGCUGACAGCGGCUAGACUUACAUCUCUCCCAUCGGCCCAUUCUUCCUUCGCCCCGCUGCGAUCAGCGGGAAAAACUCCGCGAUUAACGUUCCGCGUACGCGCUGACGCGGCGGGGGGGGACGCGGAGCCCGCGGUCGAAAAUGCCACGGGAUCCGCGGAAGCUCCGCCGAAGAAGAAGACGAUUCGGCGCGUGAAGAAACCGGAAGGCGGAAGUGCGGCAGAUGAUUUGCUGGCGCCGGGGCGAUCAGUGGAGGAGCGCGGUGUGACUGUAGAGGGCGUGGCUAAAGUUGAUCGCGGAGAAAGCUCGUCCACGCUCGCUCGCGCGCUACUCACAGCAGGCGGGGACGCGGCGGUGCUCAUUCUCUUCGCCUACAUCGGCAGAGCCACGCACGUGUCUGCCGCCAUUGACUGGGAGCUCAUCAAAACUGCACAGCCCCUCGGGAAGGCUCUGCCCACCCACUGCUCACACCACCGCAUCCCCACCUCACCCACACUCUCUCCCCCUCGUACCCCAUACGUUCUCCCCCCCACCAGGCUGGUUUAUCUCCGCGAACAUUUUCGGCGACUACAGUGUUGGCAAGCCACCUUCGGCCACUGCUCACGCCUCAUCCCACCCACCCACACCCCUUCCCUACACACACUCUCUUCCUUCACGCACUCUCUCCCUUCACGCACUCUCUCUCUUCACGCACUCUCUCCCUUCACGCACUCUCUCCCUUCACGCACUCUCUCCCUUCACGCACUCUCUCCCUUCACGCACUCUCCCCCCACCAGGCUGGUUCAUCUCGGCCAUCACUUUCGGCGACUACAGUGUUGGCAAGCCUCUGCCGUCGCCCCUCCUGCUUACCCUUACCUUCUCCCUCUCCCCACCUUAUCGUUCCCCCCACCAGGUUGGUUCAUCUCGGCCAUCAUUUUCGGUGACUACAGCGUUGGCAAGCCUCUUCCCUCGUCGCCAGGCGACGCUGCCAAGGAGGCAGGGAAGACGUGGGCGCUGGGCGUGCCGCUAGGCAUUGCGUUCCGCAGUCUCAUCAAGGGUCAGCCACCUCAGCUGCCGUUCCUAGCAGUCGCCAUCGUCAUGACCUCAGUGCUCAUGCUCGGGUGGAGGGCUGCCCUCGCUGCUGCACUCCCGGGGGAUGGCGGGGAGAAGUCAAAGCUGGACCGCAAGGGGAGCGUCUUCGAGCUGCUGGAGUUGCUGACAUCGCUUGUCAGGCGGUGCUGUGUUUCAUUCAUGGCCGUGUCUCAAGCUGGUUCGGGCAAUGGGGGCGACACGGCGCACGAGAAGAGACUGAUAGCUGAACGUGCUCGCGCUGACGCGGAAAAGGCGAGAGCCGCGGCGGAGGAGAGGCGCGCGGAGGCUGUGAAAUUACGCGCCGAGGCGGAAAGCAAGCAGCAGGCGGCGGAGGAGAAGCAAAGGCUGGCGGAAGAAAAGCGGAGGGUCGCUGAGAAGGCGAAGGAGGAGGCGCAAGCACGGCAGGCGGAGGCGGCGGAGGCGAAGGCGGAAGCGGAGAGGAAGGCGGAAGCAGCAGCGCGGCGGAAAGCGGAGGCGGAGGCAGCCAAGGAGCAGGCUGUUGCGGCGAAUCAGCGCGCGGAGAGCGCGCGGGAGGAGGCAGAGUCGAAGAGAGAGCGGGCAGAGCAGGCGAAGGCAGAGGCUGAUGGGAAGCGGGAGCGGGCUGAGCAAGCCAAGGCAGAGGCAGACCAGAAGCAGGCGGAGGCAAUACGAGCGAGGGAGGCAGCAGAAGCGGAGAGAGCGAAGGCGGUGAAAGGAAGGGAGGCUGCGGAGAAGGCUCAGCAGGAGGCGGAACAGGCGAAGGAGGAAGCGGAGAGGGCGAGGGGCGAGGCGAAGCAGGCUCAGGAGAAGGCGGACGCUGCGCGCGCUGAUGCGGAGGUGAAGAGGGAAGCGGCUGAGAAGGCGAAGCAGAGCGUGCGGGCGCGUCAGGAGGAGUCUGCGGCGCUGAAGGAAAAGGCUGCUGAGGCGCGAGCUGCAGCGGAGAAGGAGCAUGCGGAGCUGGAGAGGCGGAAGGGCGAGGCGGAGAGCGCGCGUGAGAAGGCGGAGGCGCAGCGGAGGGAGGCUGAGGAGAAGAGGCAGCAUGCUGAAAAGGCUAAGGAGGAGGCGGAGCGGAAGAGGAGUGAGGCGGAAAAGGCGAAGGAAGAGGCUGGGAGGGCGAAGGUGGAUGCGGAGAGAGCGAGAGAGGAGGCGGCGAGGAGGAAGGAGGAGGCGGAGGGGAAGCAGGGUGAGGCGGAGAGGAAGCAGCAGGAGGCGGAGAGGUUGAGGGGGGAGGCGGAGAAGGGGAGGCUGAUUGCAGAGCAAGCGAGAGCAGAGGCGGAGCAGGCGAGGGAACGGAAGAAGGAGCUGGAGCUGAAAGCUGCGGCUAAGUGA